Molecule: messenger RNA, 1883 nt
Organism: Vitis vinifera (wine grape)
Lineage: Eukaryota; Viridiplantae; Streptophyta; Magnoliopsida; Vitales; Vitaceae
Exons: 8
Coding region: 305-1717 (470 amino acids)
Cellular component (GO): plasma membrane
Source: RefSeq, a predicted model, not a curated record
CCCACUUGGGGUUUAUCUGUCUCAGUGUUCAUACACUGAACAACACACAAUCUCACCUCUGACCUCUCACACACCUGAGUCCACACUGAGUCAGUCACCGAGUCACCAACUUAGGGUUUCGGAAACCACCUCCCACGGCAUGAUCUCACCUUCUCCCCUUGAAAAAUGGUUUCUGGGCUCCCCAUCUUCAGCUGAAGCUGGCACAGGUGUUGGUAUGUUGCUGUGAGCUGUUUUUGGACAUACAGCCAAGGAGCAUAGGGCUUUAUUUUGUGGAUCUCAAUGUUGCCAAAGGGUUAGUGGAACUAUGGACUGUCUACAGAUCAUUACUCGUCAUAAGGGUUCUUUGUGCGGCCAGUUCUUUUUAUUCACCAUCUGGUUAUCCAGUUUCCAAGAUGUAGUGGGACUGCUGACACUUGUUGAGUAUAGUCAUGUAUCUUCCACGACUGAGCUAGCAAAACCACCUAAUACUGAUCUCUUUGAACCCAUAGAAAUAUCACCUGCUGUUUUUCCACAUCUUCCAUCUCCUACAGAAUCUUUUCCACCAAUGUAUCCAUCCUUUCCGGCUACAUAUGAGCCAGUCUUGACAGGGAAAUGCCCUGUAAAUUUCUCUGCUAUUUCAAGUAUCUUGAACAAAACAGCAUCUGAUUGUUCUCUACCUUUGGCAUCUCUUGUCGGAAAUGUAAUAUGUUGUCCACAGUUUAGUAGUUUACUCCACAUCUUUCAGGGUUACUACAGCACCAAUUCUGAUAAAUUAGUUUUGCAAGAUGGAAUGGCUAAUGAUUGUUUUUCAGAUAUUAUUAGUAUAUUAGCCAGCAGAGGAGCAAACAGUACAAUACCUACAAUUUGCUCUGUGAAGUCAUCAAACCUUACGGGUGGGUCUUGUCCUAUAAAGGAUGUAAGUACCUUUGAAAAAACAGUAAAUACAAGCAAAUUAUUGGAGGCCUGCAGCACUGUUGAUCCUCUUAAAGAGUGCUGUAGGCCAGUUUGCCGGCCCGCAAUUAUGGAUGCUGCAGUUCAGAUCUCAGUAAGACAUUCAGUGAUGAGUGACAAUAAAAAUAUAUUAGGGGAAACUAGUCAUGUUGACGUUCUUAAUGAUUGUAAGGGAGUGGUAUCUUCAUGGCUUUCUAGAAAACUCUCAUCAGAUGCUGCAAAUACUACAUUUCGAAUAUUGUCUGCCUGCAAAGUUAACAAAGUUUGCCCUCUGAAUUUUAGCCAGCCUACGGAUGUGAUUAAAGCAUGCCGUAACAUUGCUGCACCAAGUCCUUCCUGCUGUAGCUCAUUAAAUACAUACAUUGCGGGGAUACAGAAACAAAUGUUAAUCACAAAUAGACAAGCAAUAAUGUGCGCAACAAUGUUUGGCUCCAUGUUGCAAAAAGGUGGGGUCAUGACAAAUAUUUAUGAGCUUUGUGAUGUUGAUCUGAAAGAUUUUAGUCUUCAAGCAUAUGGACAACAAGGAUGUCUACUUCGAAGCUUGCCUGCAGAUGUGGACUUUGACAAUUCAACAGGCUUCAGCUUUACGUGUGACUUGAGUGAUAAUAUUGCAGCUCCAUGGCCUUCAUCGACCUCAAUUUCGUCCUUGUCUCUUUGUGCUCCGGAGAUGUCACUGCCUGCUCUACCAACAUCGCAGACUUCAGGAAAUUCUGGCUGUGAUGGUGGUCGGCUGAAAUUCCUUGUAUCCAUUUUUUUGUUUUUUGUUCUCAGUACACUGUUGUGCUGAAGAGAUUUAGCUUGAGGGUGGAGCCAGUUUGGAUUAGUGGGGUUUUGGAGACUUACUUUGUGUGGCCAGAUUCGUGUAUAUCUUUUUUGGAGUAGUCCUUCUCGCAUGUAUAGUAGCACUUACUUUUUUCCGGCUUAUUUAUUCUUGAUUCGUUUUGUUGCUCAAA